AUGCAGCUCUCCCUCGCCCUCAGCCUCGCCGCGCUUGCUGCCCUCGCCUCGGCCAGCAUUGCGCCCUCCAACACGUCGACGGUCAACGCGCGCUACUUCCAGGGCACGCUACCGCUGCAACACGCCCUGGGCGACGGCCAGCAGAUUGCCGAGCUGAUCCCGCUGACGCGUGAGGGUGCACAGCGGUCCAUCGAAGGCAGCCUCUACCGCACCAAUGGCUCCACCGUGUCCAACAUGUCCGACGGCGACAUCGCCUACAUCAGCUGCAACCCCGCCGACUACCCCGGCUUCGUGGGCGCCCAGGGCCUCUUUGACCAGGCCUACGGCAACGGCAACGCCAACCUCUCGGGCAUCAUCCUGUACAGCACCGUCACCGACUACUGCGCCUACGACCCGGACGGCAAUGCUGCCAUGUCCGCCUUUCCCGUGCUGUCCAUGACCAACAAGACCGACUCGGCCGCCGUCCUCGCCCAGAUCGACAACCUCGCCGUCCACAUGAAGUACUUCGUCCAGGUCCAAGGUCGCGGCAACGAUGCAUCACCGAACAACACCCAGCAGCAGAAUCCCCUGGGCCCUUCACCCUCGACUGGCGUCGCCAUGAUCAUCCUGUACAGCAUCACGGGCAUCAUCACCGCCCUGUUCCUCGUCAUCAUCCUGACCGGCGCCAUCCGCGCCCACCGCCACCCAGAGCGCUACGGCCCAAGAAACGUGCUGGGCAGACCGCGCCAGAGCAGGGCAAAAGGUUUGGGAAGAGCCAUCCUCGAGACGAUCCCCAUCAUCAAGUUUGGUGAAAAGGAGCCUGUCAAGCCGACUGAUGUUGAGCUGGCCUCUACUAGCGAGUCAGCACAUGUCGAGGGUGCCACCAUCAACCCUGCCACUGCCACCCCACCGUCUGAGACGACUACAGCGACUGCCACACAGGCAGCGAGCAACGAUGCCUUACCAGCCACGGCCAGGACACCGCAGGAACCCGCCAUGACGGAGCAACCUGACGGUAUCGCUGCCGCCGUCACACCUGCAGCGGUGAUGGGCGCCAGCUCAGACACAAGCUCCAACGACGACACCCUUGGCUGCACCAUAUGUACCGAGGACUUCGAAAAGGGCCAGGACAUUCGAGUACUGCCAUGCAACCACAAGUUCCAUCCCGACUGUGUGGAUCCGUGGCUUUUGAACGUAUCGGGCACAUGUCCCCUUUGUCGUGUCGAUCUACGUCCAACCAAUACCAACGAUUCCAGCAACUCACACGCCGACGAACUUGCCCCACCCCUGAAUUCAGAUGCCGAGACUUCGCACCGUCGUCGCACUGCCCUCCGUGGUAUCCUGUUCUUCCGCCAGCAUCCCGACGCACCAGCCGAAGACCGCAUAUCUGCACUGCGCCGUCUACGCGAGCAACGACGCAACCAGAGUGGCGAUGUCGCAGAGGCUAAUGCCAACGCAAGCGUCGACGACGUGUCAAGAGCCGACCACCGCAGCAGAAGAAUCAGUGCGAGACUGGGUGAUGUUUUUAGUGGGCGGACGCGUAGAGCUACAAGCCCUGCGCAGCCUACGGGCAACCCUGGCGGUGCCGCCUAG
Messenger RNA from Ascochyta rabiei, 1572 nucleotides. RefSeq lists its product as uncharacterized. The record is from RefSeq and is a predicted model, not a curated record. Bases 1 to 1572 code for a protein of 523 amino acids. The transcript has a single exon. NCBI's taxonomy places the organism in Eukaryota, Fungi, Ascomycota, Dothideomycetes, Pleosporales, Didymellaceae.